AAUGAAGCUGUUGGUUGUUGUUGCUGCCGUUCUGGUGGCGGCGAGUGCUGCCAGUCUCUCUUUGGAGGACCUAGAGUUCCACGCCUGGAAGCUGAAGUAUGGAAAGAUAUAUACCUCCCCAGCAGAGGAGGCCCAGCGCAGGCUCACCUGGAUCUCCAACCGCAAGCUGGUGCUGGUCCAUAAUAUGCUGGCAGACCAGGGCAUUAAGUCCUAUUACCUGGGCAUGACCUUCUUUGCUGACAUGGAAAACGAGGAGUACAGACGUCUCAUCUCCCAGGGCUGCCUGGGCUCCUUCAACUCUUCUGCCCCCCGCAGAGGCUCCGCCUUCCUCCCACAGGCAGGGGGCCACGCUGAGCUGCCCAACAAUGUGGACUGGAGGGACAAGGGCUACGUUACCGAUGUCAAGGACCAGAAAGACUGUGGCUCGUGCUGGGCUUUCAGCACGACGGGUUCCUUGGAGGGACAGACUUACAGGAAGACCCAGAAGCUGGUGUCGCUCAGCGAACAGCAGCUGGUGGACUGUUCCGGUAGUUAUGGAAACAUGGGUUGCAUGGGCGGCCUCAUGGACCAGGCCUUCCAGUACAUCAAGGACAACGGAGGCCUGGACACUGAGGAUUCGUACCCCUACGAGGCUGAGGAUGGCCAGUGCCGUUACAAGCCCGAAAGCAUUGGUGCCACCUGCACCGGCUUUGUGGACAUUACAUCUGGUGACGAGAGCGCCCUACAGGAAGCUGUGGCUACUAUUGGACCUGUGUCUGUUGCCAUUGACGCAGGACACUCCUCCUUCCAGCUUUACGAAUCAGGUGUGUAUGAUGAGCCUGAAUGCAGCAGCUCCGAGCUGGACCAUGGUGUUCUGGCUGUGGGCUAUGGCACUGACAACGAACAGGACUACUGGAUGGUGAAGAACAGCUGGGGCUUGAGUUGGGGAUCCAAGGGCUACAUCAUGAUGACCAGGAACAAGCAGAACCAGUGUGGCAUUGCCACCGCAGCCAGCUACCCUCUGGUCUGAGGAUGAUUCAGGAGCACCACUACGUGAGACCCAUGGAGGAGAAGAUUAAAUAAAUCAUUCAAUGUAAUUUCAUAGAAAUUUAAAUCUGACUAAUUCUUGUAAGUAGGCAGUUUUCCGAGUCCGUUCUCCAUACCUCCAGGAGACAUUUAUGCACUUAAAGCCAUGUGGGCACCCAAACUGUACUGUAAGCUUCAUGAAUGGAAAUAAAUGCAGAGAUGUAAAACUA
This is a messenger RNA of Osmerus eperlanus (European smelt), 1235 nucleotides long. Its product is annotated as procathepsin L-like. Gene Ontology annotation, biological process: positive regulation of peptidase activity; positive regulation of apoptotic signaling pathway; immune response. The record is from RefSeq and is a predicted model, not a curated record. Gene Ontology annotation, molecular function: cysteine-type endopeptidase activator activity involved in apoptotic process; cysteine-type endopeptidase activity. The coding region runs from base 2 to 1009 and encodes 335 amino acids. The transcript has 8 exons. Gene Ontology annotation, cellular component: lysosome. Lineage: Eukaryota; Metazoa; Chordata; Actinopteri; Osmeriformes; Osmeridae.